This is a messenger RNA of Hydractinia symbiolongicarpus, 5090 nucleotides long. RefSeq lists its product as uncharacterized. Lineage: Eukaryota; Metazoa; Cnidaria; Hydrozoa; Anthoathecata; Hydractiniidae. The transcript is spliced from 4 exons. Bases 1414 to 1776 code for a protein of 120 amino acids. The record is from RefSeq and is a predicted model, not a curated record. Gene Ontology annotation, molecular function: protein binding.
AUGUUUUGCUUUGAUGCAACACUAAGUUUUCAAGUAUUGGUUAGUGUUAUGUUGCCUGUAACAUUACCCUGCAAUCACAUAAUUUUAAUAAGCAACUUACAAUUUUGAUUUGGUGCUUAUCAAAGUUGUGUAUUGCCUACGUGACCAUUAUAUGAUGGGUUUCAGGUGUUCUCAUGCCUUAAUAGGUGUGUUGACAGUGUUAGCAUGUUCUGUCUCUAGCUUUAAUCGGAGAUAGUUUCUCAACUUCAAUGAUUAAAGUGUGUGUUUACGCCUGAACAAGUGCCGCGUCUACUUGAUCUUUGUGGCACACAGUUGUCGCACGCGGUGUUGCUAAACUAAAUUGUAUAUCCUCUUAGAAGAACCUCUAUCUCCUACACUGUAAAAUAUUGUUGUCCACUGCCUGUGAGAAUUUGCGUCAUAUUUUAUUGUGCAAAUGUAUGUUUUUCUUCUCUCAUAGGUGGGGUGCGAAAUCCAAUGGCUUACCUUCUCGAGGUGCACCCCGUUACGUCAAUUUUAGCUGGAUUUAUAAAUAAACAAAUUUUUCGAGCUCGCAAUUAUAUAAACAUAAUUUAAUUUAAGGGUGAUUAAAUUUAAAACUUUGUAGCCCUUUCUAACUUAAAGAACUUUAUUCUACUAAAUUCACUUUUUUAAAGUCCAGUUAAAGUUCACAAACUGAAAGCCAGGGUUGCCUUAGAGGUAUUCUGUUUGCAGGAAUUAUAUAUCGUCUCCCUUUACUUAAGGCAAUCAAUAUUUAUGUAACUGUAUAUGUAUAUUCAGUUGUGCAAAUUAUGUCUUCCUUAUAUUCAUGCAACUUUAUUUAAAUAAUAAUUUAUUUUUAGGCUACCUAAAAAUGUCACUUUAUAAAAAGUUUGGCAGUGAAAACACUGCUGCUUCACCACGACUAUCGUCUGGAAGCGAAACAUCCACAACAACAGCAGUAACAGCGUCACUUGCAACAUCAGUUGCCACAACAACUACAGCUGCAACAACAACAACCACAGCGACAACGACAACAACACCUGCAUCAAGUCAGAAAAACCUUAGCACGAUAAGGCACCCUUUUAUUACCAUACCAUAAGUUCUAAUUCUCUCACAUAUUCUCAUCACAUUGUUGCAUUGAAAAAAUUGAGUCUUAUAUUUAUAUAUUUAAGUUCAUUUUUAUAUAGUAUAAUCUUUUUCGUAUUUUAGGAUCUAUCUUACAAAGCAUACCUGCGGUGUCGCAGAGGCAACCCAGGACCCAGGUCAAGGGCGUCAUACCUUGUGUGGCGUCGCCUCGGGGGCAGGGACCGCGAGGGCUUCCGCUGGCGGGAGCAGCCUGGGCAUCCUACUCGCGAAGAAGGGGCGAAAUCGAUCCUGAUACAACAGGGGAUGUGUUCUAUUAAGGUGGAAUACCGUUGAUCGAUAACAUCAAAAAUGAAUUUCUGCUUUAGAAAUUUAAGGCCGGAAUUAUGUAAGUUAUCAGUGAAAAUGACAGAAGAUGUAGAUGUUUUUAUUAAUCCCUUUGCAGCAGGAGUACGCAGUAAUGCUGAUGUUAUUAUGAUCGUAGAAGAAUGGGAGUUACAUUUGCAUUCACAGAUAUUAAGUGAUGGCUCACCAGUCUUUAAAACAAUGUUGGAUGUAAAUUUUGUUGAAGGAAUAAGCAAAAGAGUUGAAUUGAAGAAUAAGAAAGCUAGAUAUGUUAUUGAAUUUUUGAAAUUCUUUUACCCAUCACUUGGUGCGACUGUUAACGGAUACAUGCCAAUGAAAUUAGAGAUAAAAUUGCGUUUUGAUAGGUAAUGCUUCAAGUAAAAAUGUACACAUUUUAAAGAUAAAAAUCUAUUUACCUUGAUUUGUCACAAACAACCAAAUAUUUUUGCAUGGAUGUGCAAAAGCUCUGCCUGAUGAAGAUUCAGUGUAUAAUAAGGAGUUUGUUAAAAAAUGCACUUGUUAAAUUUUAUCACUUCAUUUGUUUGAGUAUGUACAUCGAAAUUUACAUUGAAAGCAAUAAAAAAAAUUGGGAAGAAGUUCUCAUGCUUUGUGACGAGUAUGAUGUAACCUGGAUUAAACACCACAUUGAAAAAUUCUUGCUCAGCGAAGAGAUAAAUGAUAAGAGGAGGCUGUUUAUUUUCUUUACCUGUCUGAGGUUCAUGACCUGCUUGAUUUGAAGAAGAAGCUUUUCGCAGACGAAUGUUAUUUUUGCUGGGUGUGUAUGGAAAAGUGUCCUCAAUUCGAUAUGCUAACAUUGGAUACGAAAGCAUGUAUCUUUCAACAAAGGCUGAAACUGAAGUUUAAAGAGAAGAAUAAACAUUGUUAUUCUCAUUAUGAAGAAGAUAAAUUAAUAAAUUUUGUAAUGGUGUUGGCACGAAAGGAUUAAUAAUUUAAAGUAAUUAAUUUUAUGUAAAACUACUUUUCGCAAUCUUGAUUUUGUAAAAAUUUGUUCUCUAAAAAAUCCAGUAUUGACCAAUGACUAAAUUCAAGUGAAAUAUUUGUGCUACUCAUUUGCACAAACAGGAGCCAUUUUUCUUGCUGUCUAAUUUUUUACUUUUGAGCUUUUAAUUGAUUGACUAUCUAAGCCAUUUCCAGCAAUGACAUUUUGAUAAAAAUGAUUUACCUGAAUAGAUUUACAUAUGGGUAAGUUCUUUGUAACAUACAGACAAUAGAAAUUAAUUACUCAUUGUUAUAGUAAGUAAUGGUUUUUUUAUUCUUAAUAUAUCAUAUACAAUUUAUUUUUUAUAAAAUUUGUAAGGGAAUGUAAAAUACUCUUAUGGUAUUUUCAUUUUAAACGAAAAUGCAUCACAUUAUUUUAGCAUAAUAUCGUUAUUAGGUUUUAACAUGAUUUUUGAAAGAAAAAAAUUAUUUGUAAGUAUUCUUUGUAAAGAUUUAGUUAUUGUCUGUAAGACUAUCUCUAUGGUGUGCAGUAAUCGCACCUUCUACUUCUAGUAGACAUUUCGUACCAGAGGUAUUUUCAUUUUCUUUCGAAAUAUGCAGAUAUUUUCGAUUUCAAGAGUUCAAUUUCUUAAACCAUUGGUUAAAUAGUAGGAGUACUAUCAAAUCCGGGAGAUGCAUGGGAAUUUGGAUGCAACACUUUACAAGAUGUUUUAAAAUUGUGUUACUUAUGUCAUGCUAAAGAGUGAUACAAAAAAAACUAUAUCAUUUGAUAAGUUCUUCUAAAUACUCUUCCGUCCAAAAAAUUUAAACAAUCAAUUGAUUUCACAGAAUAAGACGAAUAGGGUGAAAGAAUUUCUCUGAUGAUUUUCCGAAAAUGUUGAUGUAAACUUGUUUUUGUAUGAUUUUUGAGAACCAUACUACUGCAACGAUACGUACACCUUUUAUUAGAAAUACCUUUUUGGGUACAAGAGCUUGAUUAAUCCUGCUGAAGUAGCCUGAAAAUCUUUUCAGCAGGAAAACUACCAUUUAAAUUGUGCGUUUUGAAUGUGUUUGUAUUUCUAGAAUUCUUAUAAAUAGACCUUUUCGUAUCAUCAACAACAACCUGACUCUUCCAUAAAAUUCUUUUUUGUGUAUUUUUUUAUUUUAAAACUAACGUACUGUCUUACCUCAAGUAAGCACGGCGCUAAUUAAAUUUUCAUGUUUUAAGAUGCAGCGCUAAUAACAGCUUACUUCGUAUUCAAAAUUAUAGAUGCUGCUACCAAUAUCAGCGUUUAUUAGAGGACGCUAAUAAAAUGGCAGCGAUAUAUGGAGAAAAUAUGGUAAUCUUCGAACCAAGGUUGCACAUUUUAUUGUAUGUUGAUACAACCUCUUAUUCUGCUUUCGGAAAACCUUUUCAGGAAUCAAAAAUGUAAAAGACCAUUUUGUAGCGAUGAAUAUUACUGGCAUUUAUUUGUUAUGAGGAAAUCUAUUAUUUUUCUGGACUACAAUUAAAGGUAGAAGUUUAAGCAGUUACAAUAUAGCAAGAAAGAAAAUCAUGUGAGAGUGUAAAAUAUGUAAAACAACUCCUUCACCUGUGUGCUACUAGUUAAAGGUAGCAGCACUCUUGACUGCCCAGCAUAUCACAGUGUAGCUGCCAAGAAAAGUAUAUGAUCUCUUAUAUUUGUGAAAAUUCAUUGAUUACCGGAAUAAGUAAGUCCAGAGGCUCUUAAUCGACCAAGGAAGGUAUGUUCUCUUAUAUUUACAAAUUUGGAGGUCGUAGAUAGUCACAUUUCUUUUUCAAGUAUGUUCUAAAAUAAUUUAAAAGUUUUGUUUCAAUAUGUUGAUCGUUCAUGCCAAGUUUCAUGUUUUGCUAAAGAGCACGAAAUCACUGGCUUGUUUAUUUUAUUGUGAUAUUUUUCUUUUCUUUAUUUUAUAUUUAGAAAAAUUGCAUUCCAACAAAUAAUAGCUUUUUGGUUGGUUGCGCAAAGAUAUUUUGUUGCUGGAAUUUUGCUUCUCAAGAAAUUUUUAACGUAAUACAGUAUUCAUAAUAUUUCAAUAUCCAUUUUUACUACGCAAAAUACAGUGACAGGAAUACACAUACUGAAAUGAAAACAAGGUUAGUUUACGGACAAUUUAAAUUUCCAGCCAAGUUGUGCACACAUAGUUUGCUUAUCUUUACUAUUAUUUCUCACAUUAAAGGUUUUCUAGUGAACUAUAAACGUUUUGUUAGAGAACUUAAAAAUGUUUAUUUUUUACCUAUUGGGUAUUAAAUUAAAAAAAGAAAAACGUCCCAUUACAUUUACUUUUAUUAGCAAAAUCGUUUGCCGUAUUUGGCCCGUUCAUUUUGUAAAGAGAACCCCAAAAUUUUGUCCCAUUUAUACUUUGUCCUGCGAUAAGUAACUAGACUAACUUUUUGUUUACAACUGUUCACCAUUUUAGUCAAUUAUUUUUAUACAAGUAUACAAAUCUUUAUUUAUUUAUAUUUUGUUCCAACUAUUACAACAAGUAUAUAAUUUUACAUCAACCUUUUAUCAAAAAAGUGAUAUAAAUUUCUACGCUAUUAUUUUAGUAGCUGACCUCCAGGCUUUUAACACUAAUUUAUUUGUAUUAAAAACCUUAUUGUAACUUCCAGUUUUAUUAGAUUCUAUUUGCUAUGUAAAAUUGUACGCGUAUCCACUGCGAAAUACCUGACUUCUUUGACUAAUGUAAUGUAAUUUGUGGAGAAAAAAAGUGGUUAAGUCAAA